Arachis ipaensis is the source of this 666-nucleotide messenger RNA. RefSeq names its product protein BTR1-like. Gene Ontology annotation, molecular function: RNA binding. Lineage: Eukaryota; Viridiplantae; Streptophyta; Magnoliopsida; Fabales; Fabaceae. The record is from RefSeq and is a predicted model, not a curated record.
CAGAGAGGGAUUAUCAUGGUAUCUGGUGGAAUAAAUGAAAUCCUAAGAGCUGUUGAACUUAUUCUGUCUAAGUUGCUCAGUGAGCUUCAAAGUGAGGAUGAAAAUGAUGCUGAGCCAAAAACAAAAGUGAGACUCAUCGUUCCAAAUGGUUCUUGUGGUGGUAUAAUUGGCAAGGGAGGUGCUACCAUUAGGUCAUUCAUUGAAGAAGCUCAGGCUGGAAUUAAGAUAUCUCCUCAGGAUAAUAAUUAUUACGGACUGAAUGAUAGGCUAGUGACACUGACAGGAACUCUUGAUGAUAACAAAUGCUUCAAUACGUGAUGUACAGUUAGAUUCUGCUCAUGUUCAGUUUUAUAAUUCUAGUGAUGCUCAGACUUUACUUGAAAAGGAAGAAGAAAAUACUAAUUCUAAUAUCCUUCCUACAAGUGUUGAUAGAACUGAAGUAUCGCCAUCACAAGGUGAGUAUGAAGAUCUUGAAAGGGUGCUAUCUCGAGAUCUUUCAGGCCUAGAUUUGUCUGACCAAAACAAUGAAGUUACUGAUGAAAAUGGUUUUACUUUUAACCCAAGCCAAUUGACUGGGAAAAACUAUGCCCCUUGCUCGACUUAUGUUCAUGGUUUUUGAUUGUAUUGGCUGAUAUUGAUCUAUACAAAGUUAUUCUUUUUCUUUCA